Ogataea angusta is the source of this 279-nucleotide messenger RNA. RefSeq lists its product as uncharacterized. The transcript has a single exon. The record is from RefSeq and is a predicted model, not a curated record. The coding region runs from base 1 to 279 and encodes 92 amino acids. Lineage: Eukaryota; Fungi; Ascomycota; Pichiomycetes; Pichiales; Pichiaceae.
AUGAGUCCCUGUGGUCUUGGUGGCAGCUCCUCGUCGAAGGAGACCACUGAGGCUGUUUCUGAGACGGGCUGGUGUGCAGAAGUGUAUUUCGGCGGCUCUGGCCAAGCCAGAUUGUGGUCAUUGUCGGUAGAUUUCGAUCCACAGAUUAAAAACACUCCCGAGAAAGUGAGCAAAGCUCCGACCAGGAAAACUAUGCAUUGUGCAGCGGACUUGUCUGCAAAAUCGUUGAAAACGACAAUGGAGCACAAUAGAACUGCCGUGGUGAAGAAGACAAAGUGA